Messenger RNA from Tinamus guttatus (white-throated tinamou), 2429 nucleotides. The record is from RefSeq and is a predicted model, not a curated record. NCBI's taxonomy places the organism in Eukaryota, Metazoa, Chordata, Aves, Tinamiformes, Tinamidae.
UGCAUGAAGAUAAAGACAUCAUGGAUAAUUAUGAAAUCAUAAAAGAAAUUGGGGAAGGAUCAUUUGGCAAAGUAUUCUUGGCAAAAGGAAAAAUAAAUAAAGAGCAAUGUGUUAUAAAAGAGAUCAGUCUAACUAAGAUGCCUGUGAAAGAAAAAGCAGCCUCUCAGAAAGAAGUCAUUCUUCUGGCCAAGAUGAAGCAUGCAAAUAUAGUAACCUUCUACACUUCUUUGCAAGAUGAAAACAAGCUAUACAUUGUGAUGGAAUACUGUGAUGGUGGAGAUUUAAGGACGCGGAUAAACAUGCAGCAGGGAGUGCUUUUUGACGAGGACCAGAUUCUGAGCUGGUUUGUGCAGAUCGCCUUGGGAUUGAAGCAUAUUCAUGACAGGAAGAUUUUACACAGAGAUGUAAAAGCGCAGAACAUUUUUCUUAGCAAGAAGGGAAAAGUAGUGAAGCUUGGGGACUUUGGCGUAGCAAGAGAGUUGAACAACACUCUGGAGCUUGCCUAUUCCUGUGUAGGAACCCCCUAUUAUCUGUCACCUGAAAUCUGUGAGAAUCGACCCUAUAACAAUAAAACAGAUAUUUGGUCUCUUGGCUGUGUUCUCUAUGAACUAUGUGCCCUGAAGCAUCCUUUUGAAGGCAAUAGUUUGCACCAGCUGGUGCUGAAGAUCUGCAGAGGACAUUUUCAGCCUGUGUCUCCCAACUAUUCUUAUGAUCUGAGGAUAUUAAUUUCCCAAUUGUUUAAAAUAUCUCCAAGAGAUCGACCAUCCAUCAAUUCUGUUUUAAGGAAGCCCUUUUUGGAGAAGCUCGUUGUCAGAUAUUUGCCCCCUGAGAUAAUGCAAGAAGAAUUCAGUCACACUGUGAUACACAGAAAAAGACCAUCAGCAUUGCAGCCUGGAGAGAAGUUGAUGCAAGCACAUAAACUUCAGAAAACGAGAGCCCAGGAAGAAGUUCCUCCGGAAUGCGAGCUGGUCGUACCUGUCAAGAAACAGGAAUUGUUUCAAAGAAAUCAAUGGAAACCUUCAAGAGAGCAACAGCCUAUUUUUCGGCUACAGAGUUCCAGCAUCAAAGUGGCAGAAAGGCCAGAAAGUAUGAGAGUACACGGGCGUUACGGUCAUUACUACGAUAAACUUGACAACUUGCAGAGAAAAACUAAUGCACAGUAUGACCUUUCUCACGUCAGCCAAAGACUUGAGGAAUACUAUAAGCUGAAGGGACAAGUGGCACCCUCACCCCCGCCAGCUGACUGGCCUGCAGAUUAUCUUCAAAGGCGUCUUGAAGCCCAGCAGUACAAGGUUAAAGUGGAAAAGCAGUUGGGACUGCGGCCAUCCUCUGCUGAUCCGUGUCAUGACCAAAUACAGCAGCAGGAAAUAAAGGAAGAGCAUCUCAAAGGUCAUCAGCUGGACUUACCUAGAAAGAAUGAAAUGAAAGAGCAGAAUUACCUGAAAUAAUUAGAAAGGAUUCGCAAAGAAUACCAAAAUGACCUAAAAGAGCUCAGAUUCAGGGCAGGCAUAGUCCAGGAGAAUCCAAAAAUACAAGAUAAAACCUAUCUUGUGAAGCAAGGGAAAGCUGAGGAGUGGCUUGAAACCAAGGACACAUCUGGAACAAGAGAACAGUCAGUUCAGGAUGUGGAAGAAAACUUUAAACAAGUCAGACUCCAGGAUCUGCAGGAUCAAAUAGUCUUCAGAAAGAGACAUAACACAAAGGGAGGAGUAAAGUUCGAAAUUAAUUUAGACAAAUGUGUUCCUGAAGAAGUCGGCGUUCAAGGAGAGGUACUAGAUAAACUCAGUGAGACUUUAAGUUCUGUGGAUGGUGAGAAUCUUAAGGAGAAAUUGGUGGAAGUCAAUGAAGAUCAUACAGACAGGGCUUUGGAAGAACUAGCUGGAUACCAAACAGAGCCCAGCGAUGUAGGUGAUGCCAAAGAAAACAGAAAAUGUUGGAAAGCUGGAGCCCCUCAGACACUCCUGAAUGUUUUAGCUGAUGCUCGUGUCACAUCUGUAUCCCCUACUAUGACUGAAAAUGAACUUGCUGACCAUGUUAUUAUGCCUGAGGACAUCGCAGAAGACAGGAAGCAAUGGAAAAAAGCAGCACCAGGGACACUCCUAAACAUAUUAGCAAAAACAGAACUGUGUAAUGACUCCUUUAAUCAGCUUGAAGAGGAAAUAGAAAACAAGGAAGAUGGUUCAGAAAAAUACUCUGCUGUUGACGUUGCCGGAGGGAGACUUGAGCCAAGAUCAGAUGAUGAUGACACAAAUUUUGAAGAUUCUGAAGAUGAACUGAGACAUGGGCUGGAAGGAUCUCUGGAAGAAGAGCCAACUUCUCCAGCAGAGAGAACCAUAGAGGAUCCCAUCAUUUCCACAAAUCAAGGUCAAACAGAUGAAGAAAAGAUGAGUUUACCUAGCAAAUUACUUACAGACUCUGGGAGUACUUAA